ACAAUCCGCUUCACGAGCUGUCCACGCGUCCACCCUGCGCUGUGAUUGGGUUGGCAGCCCAGGCUGGCCAAUCACAGAGCUCUCUACUGCAGAGGCUUGGCGAGUUCACGCCGUUCACACGUGCAGCUCCAAGGGGCCCGGGAUCCCCCAGUAUAAAAUGCACAGUGGUUGUUUACAGAGAGAAUCACGGACAGCACCCACAAACAGCUCAGUUAUACCUUCUCCCAUUUGUCUUUUGCUGGGUUUCAUUUCAUUAAAUAGUCAUUUGCGUAUUAUUAUUUUCUCUGUGCAACGUUUUAAGCAUUAACCGGAUAUUUGAUUGUUGAUCUGUGAUACUGUGACCCCCCCCACACCACCACCCGGACUUCCGGCCCGUUCCGCCCCGUUCCGCCGCAGUCAUGGUUCUGUCCACGUCCACCAAGCUACGGGUGUUCCGCAUCGUGUUCUCCGAGCCCAGCCGCGCCUUCUACAGCAGCGGGGACAAGCUGUCGGGCUCCGUGCAGCUGGAGGCGGCGCAGCCCUGCAGACUGUCCGGCCUGCGGAUCACCGCCGCCGGCCGCGCGCGUGUCGAGUCCUGCGGCAGUAAGAAGCGCGGGAGGAGCCCGGAGGUGGAGUACCUGAAGUAUGAGGAGCAGGUGCGGCUGGAGGAGGCGCUGAGCCCAGACUCUGACGGCUGCUUCCUGCUUCCUCCUGGUAAAACCUUCAGCUUCCAGUUCGGCUUCGAGCUGCCCCCGCCCGGACGUCUGGUGUCGUCUUUCAGAGGGAAGUUUGGCUCAGUGCGAUACUACGUGCAGGCUGAGCUGCGCCGGCCCUCCCAGCAUGCACUGCAGUGUGAGAAGGAGUUCGAGGUGGAGGAGCCACUGGAUGUGAACCAAGCUGACCUGCUGGCCCCAGCUGCCGCCUCUGUUCAGAAAAAAGUCACCUGUAUGUUCAUCCCUGACGGUCAGGUGUCAAUCAGCGCUCAGAUUGACAGGAAGGGCUUCUGUGAGGGUGAAGACAUCUCUAUCAACGCCAAGUUUGAGAACACGUGUUCCCGCAUUGUGGUGCCGAAGGCCGCUAUCAUCGCCAAACACUCGUACGUUGUGGACGGACGCACCAAGGUGUUGCGUCAGAAGUUGUCGGCAGUGCGAGGAAACCACAUCAUUUCUGGGAUGUGUGAUAUGUGGCAGGGCAAGACCAUCAGGGUCCCCAAACUGAAGCCCACACUGCUCGGCUGUGACAUCAUCAAGGUGGACUACACUGUCAUGAUCUACCUGCACAUCCCCGGCAGCGAGAAGCUGACCCUGGAGCUGCCGCUGGUCAUCGGGACGAUCCCGUUCAGUGGCGUGGGCAGCAGGACGAGCAGCAUGUGCAGCCAGGCUGGAUCCAGCAGCAGCUGGGCCUCCUUCCCCUCGGCCCCGCCCAGCUACAGCAACAUCCACCGCGACCUCAAGGUGGAUGGCCCCCGCACGCCGCUGCUCCACGACUACGACGGCGCUGACGAUGACGAUGAAGAGGGCGGGCUCAUCAUGAGAGAGCCUGAACUAUACUUCUGCCCUCCCCCUGUCUACAGCGAGGUGGAUCAAAACUCUGAGAACUCUCAGGUUUUUCCCGUCAUCUGAGGACGGCAUCCACUUUAAUCGGUCCAACGUCCCAUCUCUGCCAGGAUGCAGGCAGAGGGCGGAGCCUCAGAUCUCCAUCACCAUGGAUUCAUCCUCAGACCCGGAAGUCAUUCCCCAUCUGCUGAGCGCAGAGUCAGUGGUGACUCAGCAGUUUCCUGUCAGUGAUUCAGAGUUUCCUGUUAGUGACUGUUUUCUGCCGGUGACUCAGCUGUUUCCUGUGCUUUGCUGUACAGGUGAACACAGAGAAAAUGGUUGUUGUGUGUGUUUUCUUUUUAUAUUGUUGAUUUAUUUACUGUAGUAACAGGAGUUGCCUAUGUGUAAUAUUUUGUAAAUAAGA
This is a messenger RNA of Archocentrus centrarchus (flier cichlid), 1938 nucleotides long. Its product is annotated as thioredoxin-interacting protein-like. Gene Ontology annotation, cellular component: cytoplasm. The transcript has 7 exons. Gene Ontology annotation, molecular function: ubiquitin protein ligase binding. Gene Ontology annotation, biological process: protein transport. NCBI's taxonomy places the organism in Eukaryota, Metazoa, Chordata, Actinopteri, Cichliformes, Cichlidae. The record is from RefSeq and is a predicted model, not a curated record. The coding region runs from base 399 to 1601 and encodes 400 amino acids.